Molecule: messenger RNA, 5119 nt
Organism: Cataglyphis hispanica
Lineage: Eukaryota; Metazoa; Arthropoda; Insecta; Hymenoptera; Formicidae
Product: hemicentin-1-like
Exons: 14
Coding region: 750-2837 (695 amino acids)
Biological process (GO): cell-cell adhesion
Cellular component (GO): cell-cell junction
Molecular function (GO): cell adhesion molecule binding
Source: RefSeq, a predicted model, not a curated record
UGCGCGCGGACGGGUCUCUUUUUCGGUGAGUGAAAUUCGAAAUUCGGGAUUUAUGUGAUCGAGUAAAACGUUCGUUGUAAUCGCGAAUUAAACCGGCCGAGUAUGCGAUUACGCGAGUUAUGAAUUUAGAGCACCGGCUGAGCUCUUAUCAAAGAUAUGACGAUAUUCUUUUCUGGACGGACUAUGUUUUGGCGCAAACUGUCGCCGCGUGAAGUUGCCGAGACCUGCGAGGUUUCAAUUUAAUAUAUCUCGAUCGAAGAAAGAACGUUCACACUGAACACGGAAAAUUGAGCCGAAAUUUUUGGAAGAUUUGUUCGCAUUUGGUGCACACGGUUGCGAUUCCCAAUAAAAUGCGAAUUAGCAUGCGACAGAGGAUGACCGCGGGAGUGCGCGUAUAUAAUACGGCGGAGAGAGGAAAGGGAGCAGAGGGUGCCGGCCGGUGUCGGAGGGGUCGUGAAAGCGCGCCAGUCGACGCCAGUCGACGGCGAGACUUCGCCCGCGCAGUUUCUACCUCUCUCGUUUAUUCAUCUGUCUGUCUGUUGCUCAUCCUUGUGAAAUUUCCGUUGCAAUCGACGCGUAGAAUUGAUUUUCGCUUUUCGCACGAACGUUUCCGCGAAAUAUUCGCAAAGGAGUGGAAGAGAUCACGUGAAAGACGCGGGACCAUCGUCUCGAAUUUAUCGAGAGUGACAUCUACGGACGCGGAUCUUCGCUUCGAGAGACGGGAUCAUUUGAUGUAGAGUCGAGGAGCUAUGACGAGGACGACGCGCCGAUUUUUAUUGCUGUUGUUGCAGAUGCUGAUAGGGGUUUGUCAUGGGAUCCAGCAUUUUGAAGAAACGCCCCAGUACACCGAGGUCAAUCCUGGCCAAGAUGCGAAGCUGAUAUGUCGAGUCCUCGGAAUGAGAGGGCAGUGCAUUUGGCAGAAAGAUCAAAAGCCAAUAGGUAUACACCUGAAAAAAUACGAAUGGGCGGGUGGGCCAGAUAAAGGUGACUGCUCAUUGUGGGUGAGAUCAGCCACCUUAGAGUUCGAUGACGGACUCUGGCAAUGUCAAGUAACCGCAAGUGAUUUCACGACGCAGGACGCGUUAGCAUCUAAACCAGCGAGGCUGGUCGUCAGAGUCAGCCCUCAGCGACCGCAGAUAGAGUACACCGACCGUCUAAUUCUCCCCGGCAGCAACGUGACAGCCCGAGCAGGUGAGAUCGCUACGCUCACAUGCAGAGCGCGGUAUGGGAAUCCUUCGCCUCUAAUUAAAUGGUACGUGGGCGACAUCGAGCUGAGGACGUUGCGGCCUCAGGUAAACUCGACCGAGAUAGAUAAUCCGCGCACUUGGGCGACCUACAGUGUUUGCGAGAUUCUGGCCGAGCGAUCACGUUACGGCCAGCCGAUCAGAUGCGUUGCCAUCCAUCCGGCAUAUGCCAAUCCUACCAUGUCGUCCAGCACCGAAGUGAGAUUCGACGUGCGAUACGCGCCGGAGACGAGAUUAGUCGGCGUCCCAACCGGCCAGCUCGAGGAAGGCCGCGAUCAACUGGAAAUCCGAUGUCUCGCCGACGCUAAUCCGCCGGCUUCGAUACUUUGGAGGAAAACGAAAAGUCCUGGUGUGACCGAAGUAGCCAGUAUUGGGGAGACCCUGAUGUUCUCCCCGAUUUACAGAAAUCACGCCGCCGUUUACCUCUGCGAGGCGUCGAACACCGAAGGGGAGAGCAGCCCAGUCUCGGUUCAAGUGUCUGUAAACUAUCCGCCGAUGAUCAGCGCAGUCGGGCCAGAUCGACUGACAACUGCAUUGUUGUACUCUGGUGCGUCAUUCGAAUGUCACGCAGAUGCGAUGCCGCCGGCUGAGUACAAAUGGGCGCAGAUAUUCACGGACGGCCGCAUGCCGUUGGAAUGCGGAACGGGGCAACGAUUGAUCCUGACGAACGUGACGUACGAGCAACAGGGUCAAUAUAUAUGUCUCGCCUCCAACAAGAUCAAUGGCAACAUCAGGGAAGUUAAAAGCGACCCUGUGUCUCUGCAAGUGGUCGGCGCUCCAAGGGUGGUGAAGCCAGCCAUCACAGAGAAGUUCGUCGUCGUAACGACCGAGGGUAGCCCGGCCAGAUUAGAGAUCAGACUGUGCUCGGACCCGAAGCCGCGACUCGUGGCCUGGGAAUGGGGCAGCACCAGACUACACGCCGGUGAAGUUCUGGAACCGCGUUAUCGCGCGCUCGAUCUGGAGCCGCUAGCUUCCGAGGAUUGUUAUAUAGCGAUCUUAGAGUUGACAAGUACGGUAAAAGAGGAUCAAAGGCUGUAUCAUGUUAUCGUGGAGAACGAUCGUGGCAGUGACAGACGAGCGCUCAUGCUGAAAGUCGAUGAGCCCGGUCAGAUCCCGCUCGUUAUCGGCGCGGUAGCUGGGUUCACAGUGCUCUCGGUGCUGAUAAUGGGAUUCGUUUGUUUCCUACGUUCGGAUAGAUGCUGCGUAGCCAGAAACACAGUACCGGCAUUGCAGCAAGUGCAUUGUACAAAGGCUUCCAACGCUAUGAUAGAGGAUCCACGUUUGGCAGUAGAUACGAUGGAACGUACGAGUCAGCAAUUCGUUCCAGAGAAGCGAGCCAAUCACGUUCUCAAACCCGUCCCAUCGCAGCAAUACCAGCAGGAGUGCUAUCAGCACGACCAACAUCAACAGCAACAUUAUCAGAGGCAUCAUCAUCAUGGACAGCCUCACGGACAAUACACAUUGCAGGAAAAAUUCUUUCUACAGAACGAGGAACGGGACACGCUAAAUCGGAUUAAAAAAGGCAAGGAACGAGGAGCGCAAACUUUCCACCUUUUCUCCCGGAAAGAUCUCGAAGGUUUUAUAUAUAAAUAAAAAGAUUGUAUUUGUUCUUUUUCUCUCCCGAUAUACACGACCAACGUGGAUAUGUAAAAAUAUAAACACAAGUUAUACGCUUUAAUGUACCAAACGCACUCUAUUAGGUCGUCCAAAAAUUUGUUAGUACUUUUCGCUGAUGAAAUGACGUGCGUCAUUCUCGCUCGCGAUUUUACGCGCGUAAAAAUUUAUUACGAUCGUUAUGUAACGUAACUAUGCGACUAUAUUGGGACAUUAUCCAUUAGAGAAGUUUUUAGACGAUCCAAUGUUAAAUUAUGAUACUUAUGCAGAGACACGCGCUGCUCGCACAAGUAUCAUGUUCUCCGAUCGCGAUAGUCGCUUGAGUGAUUUAUGCGUUCGGUAGGGUGUAUUACGCAUGCAUUUGGUUGCAUCUAAUUUCUGAGUGUCCCUCAACCAAUUACCGCUGUGUCCUUGUUUGUAAUUUAAUUUAGAUAGAUGUACAUAAGUAGAGAGUGUCGAUGAUAAUGCUGCCACCAUCCUACCCCACCUGCCAAUUAAACGCGCGUAUUCCCAUUUAGAAAGAGCGCACCGUAUCUUAUUUUUGUAAAAAAUAAUCGAAUUAAGCUGAAUUGAACGGAAUUCGUUUCGCUUUAGAUUGAAAUGCUUAAUCUUAAACGGAAUUCCUAUCAAUUCACUCAAGUUGGCUCAUUUCUCGCGCGGAUAGCUCAUCUCGUGUUGUUUUGAUUUCGCUUGCAUCCAGAAAGGAGCGUAUUCUCUGCAGCCGCGCAUCCUGCGGGAUUCAAGAACGUAAGACUGAACUCGGCCGAGAUCGCCGAAUUUACGCUUUAAGUAGCAGCACUUGACGACGGACGAACUAUCGCGCAACAAGAUCAUCCGUUUCGAAAACGUACAAUAGUCGUAAUUAAUUAUUACGCAAAAAACAUUAUUGCCAUGUCCAAUACUACCCGUUUUAAAAAUGAAAAAAAUUAUAGGCGCCAUUAGCAAAUAUCAAUAUUACACAUAUACUUUUUUCUUAUACACUUAUUAAUUAAUUAAAUUAAAUGGGCGAGCAAUUUUGGCGUAGAAAAAAUUCCUUUUACAGGACGAGAAAUCGGGACAUGAAAUCGGAUUGAAAAAAAUCAAAAAACAAGAAGCGCGAACUUUUUAUUUGUUUUUGUCGGAAAGACGUUAAAGAUUUUAUAUAUAAAUAAAAUAUUGUACUUGUGUGUGUUUCCGACACACGACCAACAUGCAGAUAUAUAAUAUGUAUAAUAUACACGUUAUGCGCUUUAAUGUGUACCAUACACAAUCUCUAUUGGAUUGUUCCAAAGUUUAUUGCGUAUCGAGAUCAUCAAACCAUUUCGAAAAUAUAUAACAGUUGUAAGAAAAUAGUUAUAAUUAAUUAAUACGUGAAACUCAUUACAUGCCAUAUUCAAUACUGCCCUCUUUAAAAAAAGAAAAAGUUGUAAGCGCGAGUAGCAAAUAUCAUUACUACAAACGCAUUUUUCUUUCCAUCUGAUCGUUGACAUCGUGUACUUGAAAUGCUAAACAUUGUAAAAGAACCGUCGGAAAUCACAUUGAAGAAUGUUUGUAUGAUAGAUAUUAAUUAGUCGAAACUAUGCUCAUUACGAUUUAACGACGAUAUAUUACUAUCUCAUUAAAUAUAUUAAAUAAGUGCAUAUGUACAUAUACAUAUACAUAUAUCCGUUUAGAUCACGAUCCUGACGUACGAAUCGUCGUCCAAUAAAUGAAAGUUUGAUGCUAACAGCGAUGUAAUCGCUCACUCUCACGUUUGCGACAUAUAUAUAUACAGUGUGCUUCUACAUCGCUGUUGCAGAGUAGUUUAAACAGCUGACAGCCAGUGAUUUGAUUCGCAUUUGUAUAGUAGUCGUAUCGCGAAUAAUUUAUCCAUUCGAGAUAAAUUCUCGAUAAACGGGGAACCAAACUGUACAGAUCGUUUCAGAGUGCGUCGACCAACGAGUGAGCAUGUCAGAGUUGCAUUUUGUAUGUACCCUGCACACCUUACGAGAUUAUAUGUACAGAAAAACCAUCCACUGAUUAUUUUCAUCCCUAUCUCAAAUGCGACGCACCAUAUUGUUUGCCGUUACCUGGAUCGUCUUGGUAAGAUUAGCUAUAGUGUAUCUCCUGAUUGUUACCAUCAUCAUUAAUUAAGCCUGAAGCGAGUACCACCGACUUUGUAAUCGGAUUAAUGAUGUGAAAUACUUUAUUGUAUGGCGUAUAAAAAAGUAGUAGUUUCGAGGCGUUCUCUUUCGUGUAUAAAGUUGUCAUCAUUAAAAAGUGAUCAUAUAUAUGCAUAUGUA